AUGGCGCUGACGCCCCGGAGGGGGCCCUCGGCGGGGCUGGCUCGGCCCGAGCUCUGGCUGCUGCUGUGGGCAGCCGCGUGGCGCCUGGGUGCCACGGCGUGCCCCGCCCUCUGCACCUGCACUGGCACCACGGUGGAUUGCCACGGCACGGGGCUGCAGGCCAUCCCCAAGAACAUCCCACGGAACACCGAGCGCCUGGAGCUCAAUGGCAACAACAUCACUCGGAUCCAUAAGAAUGACUUUGCGGGGCUCAAGCAGCUACGAGUGCUGCAGCUGAUGGAGAACCAGAUUGGAGUGGUGGAACGAGGGGCUUUCGACGACAUGAAGGAGCUGGAGCGGCUACGACUGAACCGGAACCUGCUGCACACGUUACCAGAGCUGCUGUUCCAGAAUAACCAGGCUCUGUCGAGGCUGGACCUGAGUGAGAACACCAUCCAGGCCAUCCCCAGGAAAGCUUUUCGCGGAGCUACAGAUCUCAAAAAUUUACAGCUGGACAAGAACCAGAUCAGCUGCAUCGAGGAAGGGGCCUUCCGAGCUCUGCGGGGGCUGGAGGUGCUGACCCUGAACAACAAUAACAUCAGCACCAUCCCUGUGUCCAGCUUCAACCACAUGCCCAAGCUACGGACCUUCCGCCUGCACUCCAACCACCUAUUCUGUGACUGCCACCUGGCCUGGCUCUCGCAGUGGCUCAGGCAGCGGCCGACUAUCGGGCUCUUCACCCAGUGCUCAGGCCCCGCCAGCCUGCGCGGCCUCAACGUGGCCGAGGUCCAGAAGAGCGAGUUCAGCUGCUCAGGCCAGGGGGAGGCUGGGCGCGUGCCCUCCUGCACCCUCUCCUCGGGCUCCUGCCCAGCCAUGUGCACCUGCAGCAAUGGCAUCGUGGACUGUCGUGGCAAAGGCCUCACCGCCAUCCCCGCCAACCUGCCCGAGACCAUGACGGAGAUCCGCCUGGAGCUCAACGGGAUCAAGUCCAUCCCCCCAGGAGCCUUCUCUCCCUACAGAAAGCUUCGGAGGAUAGACCUGAGCAACAACCAGAUCGCAGAGAUCGCCCCCGAUGCCUUCCAGGGCCUCCGCUCCCUGAACUCGCUAGUCCUCUAUGGGAACAAGAUCACAGACCUCCCCCGGGGUGUGUUUGGAGGCCUGUACACCCUGCAGCUCCUGCUCUUGAACGCCAACAAGAUCAACUGCAUCCGGCCCGAUGCCUUCCAGGACCUGCAGAACCUCUCUCUUCUCUCCCUGUACGACAACAAGAUCCAGAGUCUCGCCAAGGGCACCUUCACCUCCCUGCGGGCCAUCCAGACCCUGCACCUGGCCCAGAACCCUUUCAUCUGCGACUGUAACCUCAAGUGGCUGGCGGACUUCCUGCGCACCAACCCCAUCGAGACGAGCGGGGCCCGCUGCGCCAGCCCCCGGCGCCUCGCCAACAAGCGCAUCGGGCAGAUCAAGAGCAAGAAGUUUCGGUGCUCAGCCAAAGAGCAAUACUUCAUUCCAGGCACGGAGGAUUACCAGCUGAACAGCGAAUGCAACAGCGAUGUGGUGUGUCCCCACAAGUGCCGCUGCGAGGCCAGCAUGGUGGAGUGCUCCAGCCUGAAGCUCACCAAGCUCCCGGAGCGUGUCCCCCAGUCCACAGCCGAGCUACGAUUAAACAACAAUGAGAUUUCCAUUCUGGAGGCCACUGGGAUGUUUAAAAAACUCAAUCAUCUGAAGAAAAUCAAUCUGAGCAACAACAAGGUGUCGGAAAUCGAAGACGGGGCCUUUGAGGGGGCGGCGUCCGUGAGCGAGCUGCACCUGACCGCCAACCAGCUGGAGUCCAUCCGGAGUGGCAUGUUCCGGGGCCUGGAUGGCUUGAGGACCCUGAUGCUGAGGAACAAUCGCAUCAGCUGCAUCCACAACGACAGCUUCACGGGCCUGCGCAACGUCCGACUCCUCUCGCUCUAUGACAACCAGAUUGCCACCAUCUCCCCUGGAGCCUUCGACACCCUCCAGGCCCUCUCCACACUAAACCUUCUGGCCAACCCUUUCAACUGCAACUGCCAGCUGGCCUGGUUGGGCGACUGGCUGCGGAAGAGGAAGAUCGUGACGGGGAACCCGCGGUGCCAGCAACCAGACUUCCUGCGGCAGAUUCCCCUGCAGGACGUGGCCUUCCCUGACUUCAGGUGUGAGGAAGGCCGAGAGGAGGGGGGCUGCCUGCCCCGCCCGCAGUGCCCCCAGGAAUGUGCCUGCCUGGACACCGUGGUCCGAUGCAGCAAUAAGCACCUCCAGGCCCUGCCCAAGGGCAUCCCCAAGAAUGUCACCGAACUCUACCUGGAUGGCAAUCAGUUCACACUGGUUCCAGGACAGCUGUCCACCUUCAAGUACCUGCAGCUUGUGGACCUGAGUAACAACAAGAUCAGUUCCUUAAGCAAUUCCUCCUUCACCAACAUGAGCCAGCUGACCACUCUGAUCCUCAGCUACAACGCCCUCCAGUGCAUCCCUCCUCUGGCCUUCCAGGGCCUGCGCUCCCUGCGCCUACUAUCCCUGCAUGGCAAUGACAUCUCUACCCUCCGAGAGGGCAUCUUCGCAGACGUGACCUCCUUGUCUCACCUGGCCAUUGGUGCCAACCCUCUGUACUGUGACUGCCACCUCCGCUGGCUGUCCAGCUGGGUGAAGACAGGCUACAAGGAGCCGGGCAUUGCCCGCUGUGCCGGGCCCCCAGACAUGGAGGGCAAGCUGCUCCUCACCACGCCUGCCAAGAAGUUUGAAUGCCAAGGUCCCCCCACCUUGGCUGUCCAGGCCAAGUGUGAUCCCUGCUUGUCCAGCCCAUGCCAGAACCAGGGCACCUGCCAUGACGACCCCCUGGAGGUGUACAGGUGUGCCUGCCCCAGCGGCUAUAAGGGUCGAGACUGUGAGGUGUCCCUGGACAGCUGUUCCAGCGGCCCCUGUGGAAACGGUGGGACCUGCCACCCACAAGAGGGUGAAGAGGCCGGCUUCACGUGCUCCUGUCCUACCGGCUUUGAAGGACCGACCUGCGGGGUGAAUACAGAUGACUGCGUGGAGCACGCAUGUGCCAACGGGGGCAUCUGUGUAGACGGCGUGGGCAACUACACCUGCCAGUGCCCCCUGCUGUACUCGGGAAGGGCCUGUGAGCAGCUGGUGGACUUCUGCUCCCCGGAUUUGAACCCGUGUCAGCAUGAGGCCCAGUGUGUGGGCACCCCAGAUGGGCCCAGGUGUGAGUGUGCCCCAGGCUACACAGGUGACAACUGCAGUGAGAACCAGGAUGACUGCAGGGAUCAUGGCUGCCAAAAUGGGGCCCAGUGCAUGGACGAAGUCAACAGCUACUCCUGCGUCUGUGCUGAGGGCUACAGUGGGCAGCUCUGCGAGACCCCUCCCCGCCCGCCUGCCCCCAGGAGCCCCUGUGAGGGGACCGAGUGCCAGAACGGGGCCGACUGUGUGGACCAGGGCAGCCGGCCGGUGUGUCAGUGUCUCCCGGGCUUUGGUGGCCCCGAAUGUGAGAAGUUGCUCAGUGUCAACUUCGUGGAUCGGGACACUUACCUGCAGUUCACCGACCUGCAGAACUGGCCGCGGGCCAACAUCACACUGCAGGUCUCCACGGCAGAGGACAAUGGGAUCCUGCUGUACAACGGGGACAACGACCACAUCGCAGUGGAGCUGUACCAGGGCCAUGUGCGUGUCAGCUACGACCCAGGCAGCUACCCCAGCUCUGCCAUCUACAGUGCCGAGACGAUUAAUGAUGGGCAGUUCCACACAGUCGAGCUGGUCACUCUUGACCAGAUGGUGAAUCUCUCCAUUGAUGGCGGCAGUCCCAUGACCAUGGACAACUUCGGCAAACACUACACGCUAAACAGCGAGGCCCCCCUCUAUGUGGGAGGGAUGCCCGUGGACGUGAACUCGGCCGCCUUCCGCCUGUGGCCGAUCCUCAACGGCAGCAGCUUCCACGGUUGCAUCCGAAACUUGUACAUCAACAACGAGCUUCAGGACUUCACCAAGACGCGGAUGAAGCCAGGCGUGGUUCCAGGCUGCGAGCCCUGUCGAAAGCUCUACUGCCUGCAUGGCAUCUGCCAGCCCAACGCCACCCCGGGGCCCGUGUGCCACUGUGAGGCCGGCUGGGGAGGCCUGCACUGCGACCAGCCAGCUGAUGGCCCCUGUCAUGGCCACAAGUGUGUCCACGGGAAAUGUGUGCCUCUCGAUGCUCUUUCCUACAGCUGCCAGUGCCAGGAUGGGUACUCAGGGGCCCUGUGCAACCAAGCUGGGGCACCCGCGGACCCCUGCGGGGGCCUGCAGUGCCUGCACGGCCACUGCCAGGCCUCGGCCACCAAGGGGGCACACUGUGUGUGUGACCCUGGCUUUUCGGGCGAGCUGUGUGAGCAAGAGUCCGAGUGCCGGGGGGACCCUGUCCGGGACUUUCACCAGGUCCAGAGGGGCUAUGCCAUCUGCCAGACCACGCGCCCGCUGUCGUGGGUGGAGUGCCGGGGCUCCUGCCCAGGCCAGGGCUGCUGCCAGGGCCUGCGGCUGAAGCGGAGGAAGUUCACCUUUGAGUGCAGCGACGGGACCUCUUUUGCUGAGGAGGUGGAGAAGCCCACCAAGUGUGGCUGUGCCCUCUGCGCGUAGCGCCUGGCGUGGACGGGGAGGGCGAGGGCGAGCGAGGGGCACGGCCGGCCGCAGCGGAGCCUGAGCAGCAGCCGCUGGGCCUGGGUGGGGCCAUCAGCAGGACGCUCCUGGGCGGCGGGGCCGGCCUCACCCCGGCCGCGCCGCCUUCCUACAGCAAAAGGCGCGCAGGUGGGGGUGGAGCGGGUGGGCGUGGCUCGGGCUGAGGACCGCCCUCUCCGGAAGUGCCUUGCACAAAUAGGCGCUUAAUAAAUAUUUGUUGAAUGAAUGUGUGCGUGAGGUCAGGCCAAGAAGUGCAGAUAUUGACACACCCGUCCUUGCCUGCUACCUGGGUCUGAAGAAGGGACUGGCUCCUCCCAAAGCAGCCUGUCCCUCUCACCUGGCCCAGGCUGGCCCCAGAAGCCCCUUGCCCCCUGCAGAUAACCUUGAAGUACCCUCAGCCCGCCCUGGGGCAGCCAGCCUGGCUCUCAGCUCCUUCUGCUGCUGCAGCGUCUAAUGACAGUGGGCCAAGCUGCGGGGGGAAGGGCCCCCUCUUGCUGGCCAGGGAGGGAGUGACCCUUGCUCCCUGAGCUGACUGGCAGCGCUGCAGCCACUGCUCGCUCCGCUCCGGAAGGCGGCUGGGGGUGGAGGUGGGUCUUAGAACCAGACCUCUGAAUCCUAAAGUUAUGGGAUGACCAUUGUAACUUCAAGGAGGAGGCUCAUGUGGGGGAAACGGCUACUGGGGCUGCAUGGGGUGGGGACCCAUCAAAAAGACAGGGGAUUCUUGGUUUCAGUUGAAUAAACAUCACCACCUCCAGUCACUAGCCACGAAAGGGGCAUUGGUCCCAGGAUUCCUCAGCCACUAGCCAGCCACAGUUGCUGGCGAGCCACUGGCAGAAGGACGGGGUGUAAGGGGCUUGGGCUCGGCUGCUUGGCCUGGUGGGCGGGGGAGGUGGCGGGGGGGGCAUCUCCUCCAGUGGAGACUGGGUUCAGAUCCCCUCACAUACAGACCAGUAGGGAGCAGUGGUCCAGGCAGCAGGAAACCCGGCUCUGUCACUCUGGGCAAACUUCUCCAUGGGCCUCGGUUUCCUCAGCUAUCAAAUGGGAAGGUGGGAUAACUGAAUGAGCAAUGUGGACCCUCCCUACUACGGCUCCUGGAGGGAGGCUGGAAGAGUUAGAAGAUCCAUUUUCAUUCAUCCCAUCAUCAAGUAUUUAUGUGCCUAACAGGCUGGGUACUGUGGGUGCUCAUGGACAGAUGUGAACUAAUCACAGAGCGUCACAGGAGCAACCAGGAGGCCUUGGGAAGAGAGCUGAGCCGCUGAGCACCCCAAAAACAGACCUGGCUCAGGCUGGAACUGCUCACCAGAGGUGUUUGCAAGGAAGCACUCAGUGUUUGAAGUCACUGAAUACCUGACCCUGCGACUACAAAUGCUUCUCUUCCAUGCAGAAUGAAAGUGUAGAAAGACUAUCUUUGAGCCUAAAUAGUGAGCUGGCUGGAAGAUAGGUCAUGCUCUUCUGUCCCAGAUGUCUCCCCAGGAGAGUGCACCCCUGGGGUUGUGGGCAAGGGGGGGUGGUGAGCAUGUCCCUUUCCUGGCUCUUUCUGUCUGCAAGCAGAAGGCCAGAUUGGGGGAGUGUGUUGCCGUGAGGUUGAGGUGGCGUUGUGCCUGUGUCCUCAGCCACUGUGGGCAGCGUUGGGGAGCUCCUGAUGCUGAAUAGUAGGGGGCUGGGGCCUCCUGUGGCUGUGGGAGGCUGGCACACACUACACUGGGACUCAGGCCAGCGAGUUUCAGUCUUGAGACCUCUGAAAUGGGAAGAGGAUCCUGCCCUGCCCAACUCAGGAGGUGUCCUCAUGGCUGGAUCUGCCCUGCACCAGGGGCCGGACUCUAUUUUCUUGUAGCUCUGAGCAAGGCCACAGGGUCUCUCUCCACUGUGGACCACAGCCUGGGCCUUGCAGGGCUUCUCCUAGGGGUACACGGCAUCUCUCUUUUACCUGGAGUUUCUGGGCCACGGUGGGAGCCCGGAGAGCAGCUAGCACCAGGCUGGAUAGGCAGGAAAGCUCAAGUGCAGCUAGCUUGCCCCUCCCAUGGAAGAGAGGUGUUCUGGGACCCACCAACCCUGAGCCACGUACCUUCCCCUGGUCACCACCAUUCCCCACUGCCCUGGAGAAGCAGCUCCCAGGCUCGAGGGGCAAGGACUGGCAGGAGCCUCUUCACUCUGCAGAAAGUGGAAAGGGCACCUGCAGACAUGCAAUGGCUGCCAGGAGUCCUGCACUCCCAGUGCCAUGGGGCUGGGAGGGCAGAGGAUGAAGUUUGUUCACAGGGAACACCCUGUGAGCUUGUCGCUGCCCCCACCUGCCCCUCCACAAUGCCCCAUGCCCCCUGCCUGCUCCACACUCACCCUCGGUCGAGCUGGAAAACUGGGAUCCACCACAAGGGUGAGGGCAGCAAGGGGCCGAGAGAGCCGUGUACCCCAGGAUCAACUUUUCCUCCAACUUAGCCACCACUCUGCAAGUUGCUAAGGAACUGGAUCACCGCUCAUCUUGUUUGUUCACAUGUGGGCCCGCUGAGUCCCAGGCGGCUACCACGACCUCAUCUCUCUGAGAAAUCAUCUCCACACCUUGCCACCCCUUUGGUAAAGACCUUCAGUUUGCUUUGACGUCGCCAUUGGCCAUUUCCGCACUGAACAGACACAAGCAGGGCAAGUCCCCAGGUUGCUGUGCUUUGGCAGCAUGGCUGGUGAGUGGCCUGGGGACCCUGUGAAGGUGUCAGGAAAAGGAAAAGGCCGGACUUCGUCUCCUCUUUGCCUGCUGUUAGCCUAACCACGAAAGUAUCUCUUUAUACAGAAUACUUAACAGAUUCUAAUAUAUAUUUGUAUUUCAUUUUGUUAUAGUAUUUUUAUAUGUUAAAGUCAACAUCCAAUGUCUCGUUUGAUUAUGUGGUUGUGAGACUUUGUUUGGGGGUUCCUGUAGUAUUGUUUGGAUCACUCUUAGAGAGACUGCUUAGAACAGGCCCGUGAGGGAGCCACGCCUGCCCUUUUCCUGUAAGUGUUGUUUUAGAACAUGUUGGAUAUUGUCUGUUGUCUUCCAUGUGAACAUGACAUUGAUUCACUCAG
Messenger RNA from Equus caballus (horse), 7692 nucleotides. RefSeq names its product slit guidance ligand 1 (gene SLIT1). Lineage: Eukaryota; Metazoa; Chordata; Mammalia; Perissodactyla; Equidae. The record is from RefSeq and is a predicted model, not a curated record. Gene Ontology annotation, biological process: axon guidance. Gene Ontology annotation, molecular function: Roundabout binding; calcium ion binding; heparin binding.